Cajanus cajan (pigeon pea) is the source of this 1987-nucleotide messenger RNA. Its product is annotated as transmembrane protein, putative (DUF247). The record is from RefSeq and is a predicted model, not a curated record. Lineage: Eukaryota; Viridiplantae; Streptophyta; Magnoliopsida; Fabales; Fabaceae.
UUUUAAGUUCAGUAUAGUUUUUAUAAGUUUUACUCACCCCUGGACAACUUGACAUUUCAAAUACGCUUACUGGUCAAAUUUUAUUGGUGACGAAUGGUCACAUUAUCCCUCUUUCUUAUCUUCACCGCUUGCGGAGACACAAUCUCUCAUAUGAACAUUUUCACAUCAUUUUGCCCUCCUUGCUCCCUGUGAUCACGUAACCACAUGGAGGAAGAAGCCAAUCACCACGCAAUAAUAGACAUGGAAAAAGUAAUAGACAGAGAGAGGCUAGCUUCGACGGAGCAAAAGAUUUCGGAGAAUCCCAAGUUGCUAAGCAAAGCCGCGGGGAAGAAAUCAUGUUGCAUCUUCAGGGUACCCCAAAGCCUGGUCGAGGCUAACGGAAAAGCCUACUUACCUCGUAUCGUGUCCAUAGGACCAUACCACCGUGGCCAACCUCGUCUCAACAUGAUCGAGGAACACAAGUGGCGUUACCUCGCUUCCCUUCUCUCAAGAACAACACAAACCCAACGUUUGGGCUUAGAGAGUUUAUUCAAAGCCAUAGCCCCCUUAGAAAGCGAAGCCAGAGAGUGUUACUCCGAAACCAUCCACCUCGACUCUCACGACUUCAUCGAAAUGAUGGUCCUCGACGGUUGCUUCAUCGUUGAACUCUUCCGCAAAGUCGCCAAAUUAGUACCCUUUGAACCCGACGACCCUCUUGUCACCAUGGCGUGGAUAUUACCCUUUUUUUACCGGGAUUUUCUCAAACUCGAAAACCAAAUCCCUUUCUUCAUUCUCAACCAGCUUUUCGAAAUAACCAAACUACCCGGAGAAAAUUCAACCCUAACACUUUCAACGCUGGCGUUGGUUUUCUUCAACAACUCGUUGCAACGGCCAGACGAAGCCAUAGUCUCAAGCGCGAAGGGAAAGCAUUUACUCGAAUUGGUUCGUUCUUGUUUCAUUCCAAGAGAAGAAGAAAGCAAGCCGUUAAAAAGGGUGGUGACGCCGACGCACGUGAUCCACUGCGUGUCGAAGCUUCGACGCGCGGGGAUUAAGAUAACGCCCGGCAACGUUAGCGAGAGUUUCUUGCACGUGACGUUCAGGCGCGGCGUGAUUUCGAUGCCAACCCUGACGGUGGACGAUUUCAUGAGCUCGUUUUUGUUGAACUGCGUGGCGUUUGAGCAGUGUUACAGUGGGUUGUCGACGCAGUUCACGGCGUAUGUGACUCUCUUGGACUGUCUGAUAAACACGUAUAGGGACGUGGAGUAUUUGUGCGAGCGGAACGUGAUUGAGAAUCACUUUGGAACGGAGGGUGAAGUGGCGAGCUUCAUCAACAACACGGGGAAGGAUGUGGCGGUUGAUUUGGAUUUGUGUUACUUGUCUCACUUGUUCAAUGAUGUUCAUAAGUAUUAUAGAAAUAGUUGGCACGUGCAGUGGGCUAGCUUCAAGUACACCUACUUUGAUACGCCCUGGUCCUUUAUCUCGGCUCUCGCUGCCUUGUUUUUGUUGAUUCUUACCGUGGCUCAGACCUACUUUGCUGCUUAUCAGUAUUUUGAUAAUCCUCAAAAUUCUUGAUCACCCUCCUCCACAACAAUGCCUUUAAUUAUAUAUAUAUAUAUAUAUAUAUAUAUAUAUAUUUUAUAAGUGGUGGAACGAGAAUCCUUUGACACACGCAGUCAAAUAGGUUUACUGGGUCUUAGUUACUCAAUCAACCAAAGAUUUUUCUUGCCAAAAAUUCCUUCACCAGCCGAGAGUCUAUGUAAGGGAUGAAGAAUAUGUUGUAAAUGCUGUAUAAAAUAGAUGCGUACCGUAAAUUCAAACUCAAUCAGUUGGUUUAUGAUAGCAUUAAUUUUACAAAUUAUUUAACAACUGCGUCUUGUGUACGUAGUAGACUAGCAGCUAGACCUCCUAAACAGGUGUUGAGAAAUCCAACAAAGAAAUGCGACAGUUUUACGAAUUCAAGGCAGGGAGACAAAUAAAUGAAUUGGCUAAUGAUUUGAAUGGUGGCUGA